AUGCUUGCACUUGCUGUAACCCUAUUCGUUUCCUCAUUCACCACAGUGGGUAUACAAUGUGAUGGGUACUACUGCAUGACUUACACAACUAAUGACAAUAUAACUCUUCUCCGAAGCCGGGUCCUUACGGACUGGCACAGUGCAGAAAAGAGACUCCUCUUCCAACCUCUAAAGGACAUGAACUACUCGACCGACAUAUGGGGCCCAGAGCUCCAUGGAAACUGGUAUGCCAUUUUCACCGCCGACCCAAACCAUGACUCCCCACCUCCGGAAGUGGACAUGUACUAUGAAGAGAGCUGUCCCGCAGUACAUCACCGGAUGUUUGUGUUCGAAGGCCUGGGAUCAGAUCCAUGGGUGGCAAAUUUCAGCUUCAAGGCACAGUUGAACACUUAUGACCAGUUCCCUAUUGAUGGUACAUACCUUCAACACAAGAGUGGGUUGUAUCACGUGUACAACUGCUGGUACCGAGAAUUCGAUGGCUGGCCAGCGAAUCUUUACAUCACCAAGAGUAUGCUGCAACUCCAAGUCACUAGAUCAAAGGCUGGCGCCCGACCUAGUGUCGGAUCCCUGGACUAUUGGCACCAAUCUUUCUCAACUCCAAAUCCUCUUCGUUCCUACCAACCCCUAAGAAAAGACGCCAUAUGGCCGUCCGCUCAACGCCCGUCUCUCCUCCAACGAAGCCACACAGAAACUCACCAACCGUUCUACUAG
This is a messenger RNA of Lindgomyces ingoldianus, 711 nucleotides long. RefSeq lists its product as uncharacterized. NCBI's taxonomy places the organism in Eukaryota, Fungi, Ascomycota, Dothideomycetes, Pleosporales, Lindgomycetaceae. The transcript has 3 exons. The coding region runs from base 1 to 711 and encodes 236 amino acids. Gene Ontology annotation, molecular function: hydrolase activity, hydrolyzing O-glycosyl compounds. Gene Ontology annotation, biological process: carbohydrate metabolic process. The record is from RefSeq and is a predicted model, not a curated record.